Molecule: messenger RNA, 9161 nt
Organism: Pocillopora meandrina
Lineage: Eukaryota; Metazoa; Cnidaria; Anthozoa; Scleractinia; Pocilloporidae
Source: the annotation of a GenBank genome assembly
CUUAUCUUGUUCGGUGGAAAAACUACUGCAUUCUGUGUUUGUCGGAAAGUACCGUUGUUUUAUAGCAAAAAUCCGAGUUGUUCAUCAUGGUAGGUGGCAGUUGAUCGCUAUUCUAUUUGAAAGAUGGGUAAAGUUACGGUAUAUUUUGAAUCACUUCAUAAUUAUUCAAAAUAAAAGUUUACGGCACAAGUUGGUGAAAGGACACUAGAUGAGCCAGUAGAUAUUUGCCUUUUAUUCAAGACAUUAUAAAACCAUUACACUUGGUAGCAGUUGAUCUAAGCAAGCUCUAAUGAGUUUCUCAAAGAAUAUAUUUCAUAAAAGCUUGGUUUUAAAGGAAAAUUUCCUUCAAUAGCGAUUUCACAAAACGUAUGUUUCACACUUAAUUGUUGUUCCAUUUCUAUGUGUAUUUCAGAGAAAAACUUCUUGCAUACUUUCAAAGAUAUGUUGAAAGUUACCUUAAAAUGAUUGAAUUUAUUUGAUAUUUACUCUGUAAUGUGAUACGGGGUAGCACCAGCUUUGCUAGCUUUUGUUAUAUUUUGGACUGCAAGUCAUAGUUAGUCAUUAGUUUAAGUUCAAUGACUGUGUGAAUAUAUGAAAAUCAUAUUAUCGUGUAACCUAAAUCUGUAGUUCACAUAUAUAAUUUUCAUGUAUUCACGGUCAUUGACUCAUCACUUCACAGGUUUCUUGCAAACCAACAUAAUAACAAGCACUCAGUUGACUUGUUAGUUCAUUUGGUAGAGCUGGUCAUGGGUUCAAAUUCAGUACAGGCCUGGAUUGUUUCAGGCCUUAUUAACACUUCUGCUUAAGAUUGCUUAAGAUCGCUUUUAUUUUCAUAAGGUUAAUUUUGUGGACUUUUAUGACAUUUAUUUUAUAUUUUACAUUAUGGUAUCAGGAUCCACUUUAGUGAAAUCUUGCUUUAGAUAUUGGGACGAUUAUUUGUAUUGGCAGGAACUAAAUGUGUUAAACUUCAAAUCAAUUCCCUUUCUUUCGCUAGCUAUCCCUUGUGUUUAUGAUAUGUAAUUAGCCAAUCAGCAAAUUAAUAUAAUUUUAACAAGCGUGUAAAAACCAAGUUACUCAUCUAUACUUUGAUUUUUCCGCUAAAUUCAAUGGAACCAUAGUCUUAUUGGCUAUUUUGGUAAUGUAACAGAAAAAGGUGAUAAUUUGAUAGUGUGGGAAAAUUAUGUCAGUAAAUAAUCAUGAAAGUAUCAAUGGGGGGUGGGAAAGGGUUGAUACAUGACAUAUGAAUUUAACGCAAAGGCAAGGUAAGAUGAGAUGUGAAGUUUUCUCUUAACUUUUAAAUAUCAUGUUAUGUGCAAUACUAGUUAAACUGUAUGUAUGCAUGAAUUUUUUUAAAAAUUCAUGUGUGAAACUUAAUCAGAUACUCCUUGGCAUCCUUUUAGUGAUCUAUACUUUGACACAAAGUACUCAUACAUGUAUGUUCAAGAGAUUUCCUCUUUGUUACAUCAAUAGCCUCCCAAAAAGAAAAGUGGGAAGAAGAAGGGGAAAAAGAAAUCUGCCAAGUCCAAGACACCUACAAUAGUAGAUGGGAUUAGCACAGAAGAGAUGAGCAAAGAACAGUUGGAAGAACACAUUGUCAGAUUACGAGAGGAAUUAGAUAGGGAACGUGAAGAACGCAAUUACUUUCAACUGGAACGAGAUAAAGUGAAUACGUUUUGGGAAAUCACAAAACGACAGCUUGAGGAAAGGAAGGCAGAGCUGCGUAACAAAGAUAGAGAAAUGGAGGAGGCAGAGGAAAGACACCAAGUGGAAAUUAAAGUUUACAAACAGAAAGUGAAACAUUUAUUGUAUGAACACCAGAACAACAUUGCAGAACUUAAAGCUGAGAGUAAGCAACUUAAGAUACACAUUAAAAGUUCUUCACUUUGAGACUCACAAAAUCAAAACAUAAUAUGCGUUAAGCUAUAAUCAGUCAUUGUUAGUGUAUUUUGCUUGGUCUAGUUCUUGUGAACCACACUUAGUACACUCAACUGACAAUUACUGUUCACCUAAUUUUGAUGAUGACUUCUGCUCAGGUUGUCAAAACCUCAGUCACUUCUACCAAUAACAGUCCUCCAGACUUACCUUCACACUGACAGUCAGACUAUACCAUCUCAUGUCACCUCUGAGUUAAAACCAUCCAUUGAAUGCUAAAGUCUAUCUAAAACUUCUGUUGGUGUACUUUCCAAUGGCACUACAUGUAUGUUGGUGAGCAAUGUAGUGAGAAAACCUUUAUUGAUCAGGUUUUUUGUUGUGUUAGAAAGAAGAGCUGUUUCUGAUGCAGUAGAUUUCCCAGUUUAUUUAUAGAGAUUUUAGUGACAGUAUAAUAAUUUUUGAAAAUCACAAAGUUAACCAGCUCUUUGUUAAAACAUUUUAAAAACAGUUUUUCAUCAUCAUCUCCUGCUACUUUUAUCAAUAGGUGCUGUGGCGUUGAAGUUAGCACAAGACGACCACAAAGGCAAUGAGCAAGACUUAAGAAAGGACAAGAGAUCUCUCAAGGUACCUGGAUAUCCCUUCUGAGUAUUGUUGAUUUUAGUGCAAAAAAUUGUAGAAGAGUCUGGGGCUGAUGUGACAAGUAUUUGACUAUUUCUCAUUGUGAAAAAUAGAAUAAAAUAAAAAGCAUUAGUUCACAUGUAAUUAACCCUUGAACCCCUUGAUGGUGACCAGCAUGUAAUUUCCCCUUACAGUAGUAUCCCUGAGUGAUAAAUGUAUAUUAAGGUCAUAAAAAUAGAUGGAGGAAAUGAUCACCAACUAAAAUAGCUCUUAAUUGUUGAACAAAUUCUCCUUGUCAGCACCUUAGGAAAUGUGUAAAGAACAGUACAGAGUAUGCAUACUGCAUAAGAGUGCAGAGGUUUAAAUGUGUAUGGAGAAGUAAUCUUUUCUGAAAUCAAUAAAUAUCACUAGUCCUAUCAGUGUUUCACUGGGAAGUCUUGACUUUAGAAUUUGCAGUUUACCUUAAAACUGGGUGUAGACAGUGAUGGUCACCAGUUAGAUUAAGUGAGCAGAACAGCCCAUCAUGGGUGGUAGAAUUCCGAUCAUUAUAGUACUGUCUAUGAGGUUUUUCAAUGUGAAGUGAAUCAUAUUUCUUUAGGUGGAAUUAAAAGAACAAGAACUUUCUCAUGAAGAUGUUGUUAAGAAUCUCAAGAAGGUGAGUGUAACGAUUGUCUUUUACAUAUUGGCUCAUGUUAAUAUACAAAAGGUUUUAAAUUUUUUUAACACAAGUGUUUGAUUAUAUAUUGUGUCAAUCACAAACAUAUUUUGGAAAUUUUACAGGGUCACGAUGAACAUGUAACAAAACUCAGGCAAGAUUUUGAGAGACAAGUUAAAGGUGAGUAAAGGAGACUAAUGAAUAACUCUAUGUUCUAUUUUUUUGCUGCAUCAAAAGCAAGUUUCUCUAAUGUUCACUAGGAGGAAAAAUGAUUGUUUCUUCCUAUAAAGAUUUUCUCCACAGACAAUGCUUGUAGUAGGUUGUCAAAUAUUGUUAAAAGGGUAACAGGAUGAGAGGGUAAAAUAUUGUUGCAAAUUUUAGCUGUUUCAAUCUCCUUUUUAUAGAAAUUGAGUCAAAGUAUGACAAGAAAAUGAAGGCACUUAGAGAGGAACUUGAGCUGAGGAGGAAAACUGAAAUACAUGAAAUUGAAGAGGUUUGAUCCUUAAUGAUUAAUAAAGAUUACUUAUUUUCCUGGUAGCAUUUUUGCAAAGACUAUAGUUGUACAAUGCAAAAACUAGCAUCCACUGUAGAUGUUUUAGAAACAUGUAUGUAGUCUUGAAAUUCACUUAAACUUUACUUAAGUCUGUUAUGGUAUGUUUACAAUUAGCUGGGUGCCAAAAUCACUCACUCUUCCAAUAGCCCUUUGGCAAUCUAGAAGCAUUGCAUAGUUGGCAGGAAUAAAGUUUUGGUCACUGGGGAAAAAAAAAAGUUAAAAGAUAAUUGAGAGAAAAUUAAAGAAAAGGCAUGAAACAAAAAUGGAAUUUAACCUUUGCUAAAUUAAUGUUUAUUUUACUUUAGUUUAUGUACAAUAUAAUUAGUAAGUUUAAACAAAACAUCAAAUAAUGAGAACAUUACAACAUGUCACUUGACCAGCGAACACGUCCACCAGAUUGAUUACUUUCCAUGCAAAUUCAGUCACCAACUUUUUUUGCACUCACUGUGGCAACCAAAAAGCUUGAGUGGUUUAUAAGAAGUAUCCUAUAUGCCUAUAGACUGAUGCUAAUAAUUGAUUUAUCUUGUUUGUCCUUGUUUGUAAUAAUUAUACUGCUAUAUUACUUUUAGUGCACAAGUGCCUUAAUGGCUUGGCAUCAACUUUUCUAUCUGAGCUUUUACACUACCAUAAUAGUCCACAUUUACUUCAUUCUAGUUCUCAGAAUCUUUUAGCUGUGCCUAGAUCCAGGUUAAAGACAUAUGGUGAUGGAGCUUUUUCUGUUGACCAGUUCAAGAUGCAGUUGAAGACAUACUUAUUUAAAUUGGCUUAUGAUGUCUAGUUUUUAUUAGUGUUGUUUACUUAAUUUCAUUAUUAUAAUAGCUAUUGGCUUUUGUAUUUUAUAGUUUAACCAUUGUUGUACAAUGCUUUGAGCAAGUAUCGGACACAGUGCUCUAAAAGUGUUUUAUUAUUAUAUCAGCAUGUGCCAUAAAUUGAUAUUUUUCUUUGUAGCGCAAGAAUGGUCAAAUCAACACCUUGAUGAAGAAUCAUGAGAAAGCCUUCAGUGACAUCAAGAAUUACUACAAUGACAUAACACUUAAUAAUCUGGCUCUUAUAAAUUCCCUCAAGGUAAUUUAUGAAGCACAUAUUUUUAGCAGUUACAGGAAAUGUUCAUAAGAAAACAAGCUUUGUAAUUGGCCAAAACAGCACCAAAUUCCAUAUGGUAAGGAAGGAGGUUGAACUUAAAUUAUACCAAAACCUCAUGAAAGGCAACUGGCCAAAUAUUACCUUCCAAUAAUUUCAAGUAGUACAGUCAUAAGCCAAUGCCAUCAAACUUUCAAAUUUAAAAUUACCAGGGGGACUUACCAGUGUAGUAACUGUCCUUUUCCCACAAAAUGAUAGAGUGUGACAAGUAAGUAGAAAAUCCAGUCAGCUCAUCAGUUCUUGUUUAUUAUUUUUACUAGGAACAAGUUGAGGAGAUGAAAAAGAAGGAAGAGAGAAUGGAGAAACAAAUGAAUGAAAUUAUGGCAGAGAAUAAGAGAUUAACAGAACCAUUACAGAAAGCCAGAGAGGAGGUGGAAGAACUUAGAAAACAGGUGAAACUAAGCAACAAAUAUUAUGACCAAAGUAUUAUAAUAGUUUUUCUCAACUUUCAACUUUGUUCAAGCAGCAUCAUUAUAUAUUAUUUUUAAUUAGUGACAGCUAGAAGAAAAGUCUGAGUUACAGUUGAAUAACUAGAAAACAGAUGCUGCAGUAACUUUUAACACAGCAGUGUUGAGGGUGCAUUUACAUUAGAACUUACAAUGUGCAACAAGAUUACUUCAGAUACAACAUUCACUUUGCCACUUUUAAGAAAGUUUUAAGAAGACUGUUUAAAAAGUGCUAAAGAUGUCUACAAUACCCUUUCUCUAUAUUCAAUGAAAGAUGAUCUCAGUGAAAAUAGAACCACAUUGUACAGAGGGGGAGGGGUGCAGUUAAGGGCAUUACAACAAAAAUUUAGUGGCAGUGACAGCUAUUUUGUGGCAGAUUAUAUUGGGGUAAAUGACUAUUAGUGGUAAAGUAUUUUGGAUAGCAAAAUCUGAAGGUCUCAUGUUGAAUUCCUUGUCAGGGGACCAGACUUUUUUCUGCCCCAUGUUGUCAAGGGGGUGCAGUGGAGGGUAUUCAGAACAAACCUUUCCAAAGCAGUGAGAACUAUAUUAACCACAGUUGGCUCCAAUUUUACUAUUCAUUUUGAGACAAAUCUACAUGGGUCUACAAAUAAUAGUUAUGGUAUUUAUUAAACAAAAAUAAUUAGUAUUAUAUUAAUAAUUUCUUAUUUCCUUUUUCUGUAGCUUGCAAACUAUGAAAAAGACAAAGCGUCAUUGGCUGUAAGUAUUACUAUCAUACAAGGAAGGUUUUGCACAUCAUAUGUAGAAAACGAUCUAUCAGCAGUGACGUAAGAACAGUUCACACCAUUGGUCAGAUUGUAACGUAUUUAACCUUCACUUAAUUACUGUAGAUGUUAAUGUUUUCAUAAGCAUUUGUUGUCUCUUCCCUUUUGUUGAAUGUGAACUCGAUAUUGCAUGUAAAGAAUAAUUUACAGCGUAAGGAGAAGGAUUGAAGGAAAAUAAAAGUGGAUGUAGCUUUUCAACCCUUCAAAAUUUGUGUAAAUUUCAUGGCUUCCUCUAAUCUUCAUUUGUCGAUAUUUUGCACAUUGUAGCGCUUAAUAAAAAUAGGGGUUUAGAAUUCUGCAGCUGUUCUUGAAAGAGCGUGGGUUUCUUUAGUGCAAGAUAUCUAAGUUGUAAGAUGCACGCUAGGGCAUAACUUGUUUUCAAAAUAAAGGUUGAUGAUAAGAGAUAAUUAUAUUUUAUAUAUCUUCAAUUUUGUAGAGUGCUAAGGCACGACUUAAAGUUCAAGAAGAAGAACUAAGGAGUUUACACUGGGAACACGAAGUUCUCCAACAGCGCUUUAGUCAGGUUUGAGAUCUCAUGAAUUUAGAAUAUACGCAUUCUUCUCAGAAAUGACGACUACAACCCCAUCGAUAGAUGCCAAAAUUAGAGUCUUCUUUUGGAAGGAGGAGAGAAGAGUUUCAAAAUACGUGGAAAUCCUGGAUGGGUUUAUUCCCGCUGAUGAAUUAAUGUCGGUUUAACAAAAUAAAAAUAUUCUACAUUCAAGACGCCCAAAGCUUGAGAGGUCCAAAAAUUUUUUUCGAAAAUGUGAUACUCAAAAUAAUUUACCGGUGCACCAAUUAGAAGUACGAGGCCACCUACAAAUAUGAUGAGCCUGUGAAAAAGAGAGCUGCCUGUCCACGUGCAUUUUUGUGCAUUUAAAAUAUGGAAAAGUUUAGAAUGUUUCUUCUGUCGUUUAGUCAGUGUAAUUAAAAUGUUCGCAGUGCUUAAACAUGAUCUGUUUUUGUUUGUUUUCUAUGAUAUAGACACAAAGUGAACGUGACGAGUUGUAUGGCAAAUUUGUCAAAGCUAUACAUGAGGUUCAACAGAAGAGCAACUUUAAAAACUUGCUUCUUGAGAAGAAACUGACUGCUCUGGCUGAUACACUGGAGAAGAAGGUACGCGCAAAAAAACAUCAGUGACAAGACAUAGUGUAUUUGUAGUUUGUUGUCUUCCUUCUAGGAAAACAAUUUUUGUUUACACCGCUGUCACAUUUGUGACUUUUUCUGAUAGGUGAAAAUUUUUCCUGAUCACUACACAUUGGUAGAAAGGCACUGGUGGUUUUACUCUCCCUUUAAUUUGUUCUUGUCGUUCCCCCGUUUUAUGAAACAAACAAAAUGAUUGUAGUUGAAGUAUUUCGAGUCAUUUUUGUGACUGAAGAUAAAAACUACUGUCGACUUAGACAAGACAACAAAAUAUUAUUUUGGUUGAGGUGGAAAAAACUUUAAGGGUGCAAUAAUAAAUCCAAAAGGACGGUUUAAACUGCGAACAAAGGACGAACUUAGACAAAUAUUGGAAUUUUAAUAAUCCACAGACAGUGUAGUUGGUCCUUGAAAGCUAAGGAGUUAUUCCUUGUGUUUCGAUGAGUUCAUAAAAGUACACCUCUCGUCACAUUAAUUGUGGUCUACCCAGCUUACUUUACGAGUUUUUUCACAGGAAGCGCAGCUGAACGAAGUGUUGUCAGCAUCCAAUUUGGAUCCUACUGCUUUAACAGUUGUAACCAGAAAACUUGAGGUGAGAUUUCCAUCAGUCCUCCACCAGCUCCAUUAACAUCUUAUCAAGGUGGUUUGUCCAAGUCCUUCUCCAUUGUCUAAAACAAACUUGCUGCUCGUGCUGGUGAAAUUUUCUUGCCAUCUCUACAGAAAAUUGUUGGCCUGAUUUUUGAUAAGUCGUUUGUCUUUUUCUUAUAACUUGUUUGCCCUGUUUAAGAACUUUUUUCGCCUUGUUUUCUUUCAGGAUGUUUUAGACUCGAAGAACAGUGCUAUCAAAGACUUACAGUACGAAUUGGCACGUGUUUGCAAGGUAAAGAACAUGACUUGUUUGAUUUGUUACAUAGUUACCUGUAGAACCUUUUUAGCAUAGUGCCUCGAAAAGAUCAGAGUUGUGUAUCUUAAGUACUUACAAAGCCGCCCUCCCAGAGGAAUCAGCGGGUGUCUCGAAGAUCUUCUCUAAAAAAUCUUUGGUGCCAGGCUCUUCAAAGCUUUCAUAAAGCAUAGUUCUACAGGUCGCCUUAAGACAAAAGUUGGUCGCCUGUGGCACCCCAGCCCUGUUAGAGCAGAGCCCUGAAGUCUUAAGCCAAAAGAGGGUUACAUGAUACAUGUUGUCCAGAAUGGCAAACGGUAUCAGGUUUCCUCCUCUCCCUUCCCGGCCACCCUUAACUGGCCGAGAGAUCUUAUUCGCAGGCUCUUAUUUCCCUUGCAGGUGCGAUUGUUAUAUAAAACUGGAGAUUUAAUUAAGAAGUUUGGUUUUAUUUCAGGCUCAUAAUGAUCUCAUCCGAACUUACGAAGCAAAGCUCCAGUCGUUCGGAGUACCGACCGAAGAACUCGGGUUCAAGCCCCUCGAGAGCAACGUUGGAGGACAACAACUCGGCCGAGGCCCCGCGGGUCUGGUUGCUGCACCAACUUAAGCUGAAAGAGCGUUAUUCUUCGAUUUCGUUCAUUUUAAUUUCUAAGGGACCAUUUUAUAUUAGUUCUGACACAUUUAUAACAAUUUGUAAAUAGAAUUCUUGCUACAUGUGUAGUUUUUUUUAGAGAACUGUCUAAUUUAUUUACAUUUUUAUCUUGUGCAAUUCCGUCCAGGAUAUUUUGCAUAGAAAAACUCAUUUUUACGUUUUCUGGUUUUCUCACUUAAGCUCUUUGAUGUGCAUUUUAUAUGUUUCUGAAAAAUACAGUCAAAGCAGUUUUCAACUAAUCUUGAUCUAAUUAGCAUGUUGUUUUGUUGGGAAUUUGGUGUAUUUCUCCAUGUAUAAAUAUACUGUUAUCCAUUCAUCCAAGCGACUGAAACGUCAGUUGAGAAAGAUUCUCAUUCUAAGUGUAUUCCUGUAUCAAUGACUUGAAUUGUGUGUUCUGUGAAAAUUAUAGCGAAAAUUGUCAACUUGGAA